Panthera uncia (snow leopard) is the source of this 3012-nucleotide messenger RNA. RefSeq names its product oligophrenin 1 (gene OPHN1). Gene Ontology annotation, molecular function: protein binding; GTPase activator activity. The record is from RefSeq and is a predicted model, not a curated record. The transcript has 22 exons. Gene Ontology annotation, biological process: signal transduction. The coding region runs from base 682 to 3012 and encodes 776 amino acids. Lineage: Eukaryota; Metazoa; Chordata; Mammalia; Carnivora; Felidae. Gene Ontology annotation, cellular component: cytoplasm.
GGGCGCCCAAGGCUCCCCAGUUUCCGUAGGGAAGCGCCGGGCUACUGCAGCUAUUGUGCGUAGUGAUAUCGCCCUCCUCUUCCCUCUCGGGUGUCUAGGGUGGAAGGCUACGUUUUAUUGCCUCCUAGGCUUAACCCCUCCGGGGACUAACAGGACAGCAGGCCGGCUCCCUUGGACCAGGAAGAACUCUUGGGAGCAAGAACACUUUGGUAACGCAAUCCCAGGGUGCGUGGAGAACAGUUGGAGAAGGAGCCCGAGUGCUGAGGCUCGGCACAAGGGUUCGCUGGGGCUGGGCGGCAGCUCAGGCUUUAAGAAGGGGGAGGGGACAGUACAAUCAGGGCUGCCUGCGGAGCUCGGCAAAGGAAAUCUUCAGCUAGCUCGGGAACAAGGAGCGAGGAGAGGAGAGUUCCAGCCCCAGCGCUCACCACAGCCUACACUCUGGGCGGGCAGAAGUGUCACGUUUGCAGUUGCUCUGGAAGGAUCCCGCUGCUCUCCGGGGGCAAGCUGGGCCGCCUGUCUGGGGAGGCAAUGCCUUGGGGGCAUGCUGCUUGCUAGGCAGAAGAACCCAGCCCGGGUCGGACCGCAUUAGUUUGCUUUGCGUGUCACCUGAAGCAAUUGCCGGCCUCCCGCUUCCGGUAGAGGCCAGCCGGCUCUACCCGGGAAUCUCAACCGAACAGAACCAUGGGGCAUCCCCCGCUGGAGUUCAGCGACUGCUACCUGGACAGCCCUGAUUUCCGCGAGAGGCUCAAGUGUUAUGAGCUGGAGCUGGAGAGGACCAAUAAAUUCAUUAAGGACGUGAUCAAAGAUGGCAACGCGCUUAUCAGCGCAAUGAGAAAUUAUUCUUCAGCUGUUCAGAAAUUUUCUCAGACACUUCAGUCCUUUCAGUUCGAUUUCAUUGGAGAUACUCUGACUGAUGAUGAAAUUAACAUUGCUGAAUCCUUCAAGGAAUUUGCUGAAUUGCUCAAUGAAGUAGAAAAUGAAAGGAUGAUGAUGGUACACAAUGCUAGUGAUUUGCUGAUUAAACCCCUGGAAAAUUUUCGGAAGGAGCAAAUAGGCUUCACCAAGGAACGGAAAAAGAAAUUUGAAAAGGAUGGUGAAAGAUUUUAUUCUUUGCUGGAUCGGCACUUACAUCUGUCUUCCAAGAAGAAAGAAUCUCAGUUACAAGAGGCAGACCUCCAGGUGGACAAAGAGAGGCAUAAUUUCUUUGAGUCCUCCCUUGAUUAUGUUUAUCAAAUCCAGGAAGUUCAGGAGUCCAAGAAGUUCAAUAUUGUGGAGCCAGUCUUGGCCUUUCUUCAUAGCCUCUUCAUUUCCAACAGCUUGACUGUAGAGCUCACACAGGAUUUUCUCCCAUACAAACAGCAGCUCCAGCUCAGUUUGCAGAAUACAAGAAAUCAUUUCUCCAGUACUCGGGAAGAGAUGGAAGAACUUAAGAAAAGGAUGAAAGAAGCUCCCCAGACAUGCAAACUUCCAGGACAGCCAACCAUCGAAGGCUAUCUCUAUACACAAGAGAAAUGGGCUUUGGGAAUAUCCUGGGUCAAAUAUUACUGCCAGUAUGAGAAAGAGACCAAAACGCUCACCAUGACACCUAUGGAGCAGAAGCCAGGUGCUAAGCAGCAGGGGCCCUUGGACUUAACGCUGAAGUACUGCGUGAGGAGGAAGACAGAGUCUAUCGACAAAAGGUUCUGUUUUGAUAUAGAAACUAAUGAAAGGCCAGGAACCAUAACUUUGCAAGCUCUUUCGGAAGCUAACAGAAGGCUAUGGAUGGAAGCCAUGGAUGGAAAAGAACCUAUCUACCACAGCCCCAUAACAAAACAGGAAGAAAUGGAGCUGAAUGACAUAGGGUUCAAGUUUGUUAGAAAGUGCAUCAAUGUCAUUGAGACAAAAGGGAUCAAGACAGAAGGAUUGUACCGUACUGUGGGCAGCAAUAUCCAGGUUCAGAAGCUGCUGAAUGCCUUUUUUGAUCCUAAAUGUCCAGGAGAUGUUGAUUUUCAUUAUAGUGACUGGGACAUUAAGACAAUUACCAGCUCCUUGAAAUUCUACCUCAGGAAUCUUUCUGAACCUGUCAUGACCUACAGACUUCACAAAGAGCUGGUCUCUGCUGCCAAGUCUGACAACCUGGAUUACCGGCUGGGAGCUAUUCAUUCCUUGGUAUAUAAGCUACCUGAAAAGAACCGAGAGAUGCUGGAACUUAUUAUAAGACACUUGGUCAAUGUAUGUGAGCACAGCAAAGAGAAUCUUAUGACCCCCUCUAACAUGGGGGUGAUCUUUGGGCCCACACUGAUGAGAGCUCAGGAGGACACUGUUGCUGCCAUGAUGAACAUCAAAUUCCAGAACAUUGUGGUGGAAAUCCUAAUCGAGCACUUUGUCAAGAUCUAUUCAGGUCCACCUGAAGAAAGUGCUACACCUCCAGUGCCUCCACCUCGAGUGACAGCAAGAAGGCACAAACCAAUCACAAUUUCAAAGCGCUUGUUGCGAGAAAGAACAGUUUUUUAUACUUCUUCUGUGGAUGAAAGUGAAGAUGAAAUCCAACAUCAAACACCCAAUGGUGUUAUCACCAGCAGUAUAGAACCCCCCAAGCUACCACAAUACCCCAAACUGCCUAUUCAGAGGAGUGGGGAAGCUGAUACUGAGAGGCAGUCCCCAAGCAGGCUUGUUUCAGAUGGCAAGUUGGAGUCCUGUCCUGAAGUGGAUGUGGGGAAGCUGGUGUCUAGGCUGCAAGAUGGAGGAACCAAGGCCAUAUCAAAGGCCACCAAUGGACCUGUGCCAGGCUCUGGGCCCACCAAAGCACCCUCUUUCCAAAUAAAGAGACCAGCUCCUCGUCCCCUGACUCACCACAAGGAGGGAGACUCUGACAGUUUCAGCAAAGUGCGGUCUCUAGGAGAAAAGCCAACCAUUGUCCGCCCUCCAGUGAGGCCUCCAGAUCCUCCGUGCCGGGCAGCUACUCCCCAAAAGCCAGAACCAAAGCCAGAUAUUGUGGUUAGCAAUGCAGGGAGAAUCUCAUCGUCUGUGUAA